GUAUUUUUCAAAUGUGGAGAUGUGUGAGGCUACUGAAAGAUAUAGCUCUUCCAGAUAGCUAGCUGGUGUUGAAAUACAGAUACUUUUGACAUACGCAUUAACAUUGUCGUGAAUUUUCAUUUCCAGUGGGUAUUAACCAAAUGCCAGGCUUCUCUCACGUUCAGUGUGGUGGUAAUGUUUAGAGAUGACAUUUACAUUUAGAAUACUAUUUUCAGUCACUUCUGUCGCCCUCAAAGUCUGUGGGUAUUUUGGUUUUCUGGAGAAACUUCUAUGUGCUCUCAGAUGAGAAGUUUGGGAAGUUUGUAAUGAAAAUUCACUAAAAUCCAUUUGGCUAUAUGUAAAUUAUUCCUGUGAGUGGGGAAUGCAUUUUUCAGCUGUGAGAAGAAAAAGGGGAGGAAAUGAUUCAUGGCGGGGUUCUGAAACUUGCAGUGACGGAACAUGUCUCAGUCAGGUGAAAAAGUAAAGUUUUCUGACUCAGCAGGCUAUGUGGGAUUUGCUAAUCUGCCCAACCAGGUCCACAGGAAGUCUGUAAAGAAGGGCUUUGAAUUCACUCUAAUGGUGGUUGGAGAAUCUGGUUUGGGAAAAUCCACCUUAAUUAACAGUUUAUUCCUGACUGAUCUUUAUCCAGAACGUUACAUUCCUGGAGCUGCAGAGAAAAUAGAGAGAACAGUCCAAAUCGAAGCUUCUACAGUAGAGAUUGAGGAGCGAGGGGUGAAACUCCGUUUAACAGUAGUUGAUACACCAGGAUAUGGCGAUGCCAUUAACAGCCAGGACUGCUUCAAAACAAUCAUCCAUUAUAUUGACAAUCAGUUUGAAAGAUACCUUCACGACGAGAGUGGUCUGAACAGGCGCCACAUUAUAGACAACAGAGUCCACUGCUGUUUUUACUUCAUAUCACCCUUUGGGCAUGGGCUGAAGCCUUUAGAUGUAGAGUUCAUGAAAGCUCUUCAUGGAAAAGUCAACAUUGUCCCUGUGAUUGCCAAGGCUGACACCCUGACACUGAAGGAGAGAGAGAGGCUUAAGAGAAGGGUUCUGGAUGAGAUUGCUGAGCAUGGCAUUAGGAUUUACCAGUUGCCUGAUGCAGACUCUGAUGAAGAUGAGGAGUUCAAAGAACAGACCAGGGUUUUGAAGGCUAGCAUUCCCUUUGCUGUUAUUGGGUCCAACCAACUUAUUGAGGUGAAAGGAAAAAAAAUCCGAGGUCGCCUUUACCCUUGGGGAGUGGUUGAGGUUGAGAAUCCAGAGCACAAUGACUUCCUUAAAUUGCGCACAAUGCUGGUAACACACAUGCAGGACCUGCAGGAAGUGACUCAAGAUUUGCACUAUGAGAACUUCCGAUCGGAGAGAUUAAAACGCACCGGCAAGCCUGUUGAAGAAGAAGUUGUAGACAAGGAUAGAAUCCUCCAGCAGAAAGAGGCUGAGCUGCGUCGCAUGCAGGAAAUGAUUGCACAGAUGCAAGCCCAGAUGAGGAUGAAGCCUGGGGAUGAGUGAGAAGCUGAACAUGUGGCUAAUGAGUGAUACACGGUUCUCUUAAAAAUGGAUCAGUGCUUUAUUCUGUUUGAUGAUGCUAUUGAACACCAGUAACAACACUCGGAUAUGAUGCUGGAUGCAGCAAGACCUUGGGGAAAAAAGCAAGACCUUGGGGGGUGAAAAGUCUUGAAGAUCGUGUUGUGAAACAAUAUUUUUUUUUUUAUAUAUCCAACCUUAAUCAUGUUAUAUGUAUCUUUUUUUGAUCCUCUUGGUAAUUAUGUCCUCAUGCUUAUAAUGUAGGUUUAUUAUCCUUUCUAUAUCUUUUUAUACAAAAACUAGUACACCACGCUGUUUGUUCUAGUCAUUGUGAGUGGGUUUAACAUGAUGUAUCACAUUUCAGCUAGGUUAUUCUUGACAAUUUUGUGAUAAAUACUAAAAAAAAAUAUCUUGUGAACAGUUUACAGUAAAUGUGUGUGUUUGCACAGCAUUCUAGCUUUCAUUUGCUUUGUCUUAGUGGAAGCAUUAUAUAACUUGUUACUAGUUUAGUUAUAACUUUUCUCAUAUAUAAUAAAAAAAAAAAACCUAUCUCUGUAGGUUGUGCUUUUGUUUACUAUGGUAGUAUCAUCGCUGGUGUAUUUGCAUAAUGAAAAACAAAGGGUACAAAAUGCUAAUGCUACACCAGAGAUGAUAGAGAAGCCAAGUUUCCUAAACCAUUGUGCCUUAAACCAUGUGUUCACCCGGCAUGCCAAAUAUCUUUCAUGGAUGCCUAUGAAGACUUGUCUUCAGUUCUCAAAUAUUGCUUGCAAAAAUUUCUAUCAAAGGCAUUUUUAUCCUUUAGCCAACUGAAUGAUGGCAUGUACUGAACUUUUUAUAUAUCAUGACACUAACUUCCCUUGGAGUUUUGUAAUAAAUUGAAUGAACAUGGAAAAAAAA
Messenger RNA from Dermochelys coriacea (leatherback sea turtle), 2400 nucleotides. RefSeq names its product septin-2. The transcript is spliced from 13 exons. Gene Ontology annotation, molecular function: molecular adaptor activity; GTPase activity; GTP binding. Lineage: Eukaryota; Metazoa; Chordata; Testudines; Dermochelyidae. Gene Ontology annotation, cellular component: septin complex; synaptic vesicle; septin ring. The coding region runs from base 439 to 1488 and encodes 349 amino acids. The record is from RefSeq and is a predicted model, not a curated record. Gene Ontology annotation, biological process: cell division; regulation of exocytosis; cytoskeleton-dependent cytokinesis.